UUCAGAAGGUAAACUUGAGUGAGCCGUUUCAAUUUACCUCAGUUAACUAUUAACUUACAUCUGAAAACGUGGCCUUAUCCGUACAGGGAUAUUAUUAUAAAAAGAAAUGGACGAGCUGACAAUUCCAGAAUACUUCGCUGGGAAAAAUGUAUUAGUGACAGGGGGUACAGGUUUUAUGGGUAAAGUUCUGAUUGAAAAGCUGCUUCGCAGUUGCCCUGAUGUUAAUACAAUUUACGUACUUGUUAGACCAAAAAAGGGGAAAACGGCCCAAGAAAGAUGGGACGCUGCCACACAAGUUGCACUCUUCGAUAAACUAAGACAGACAAUGCCUGAACAGCUAAAACGAGUCUAUGUCGUUGAAGGAGACAUCGAUAAGCCCGAUCUCGGUUUGAGCCAGGAAAAGAAACAACUUUUAAAAGAAAAUGUUCAUUUCUUAUAUCACGCUGCUGCAGCUGUCCAGUUUACCGAAGAUCUGAUUUAUUCGUUCAGAGAAAACACUUAUGGAACGUAUUUGGUAGCUGAACUGGCCAAGUCUAUGAAACAUCUUAAGUGCUUCAUACACGUGUCAACAGCAUAUUCAAACUGCAACAUGCAUUGUAAGAACGUUUUAGAAGAAAUCUACCCUUUAGAUCUAAACUGGAAGCCAUUGAUCGAUUUGCACAAAUCGGACCCGAGAACAGUGGCAAUACUAAAAGAUAAAGUCAUGUGCGGCCAUCCUACUACAUAUACACUCACAAAGGGUUUGGCAGAGCAGGUUAUGAACGAUUACAGCCAAUACUACCCUGUAAUUGUAAUUCGUCCUUCUCUUGUUCUGGCCACUUUAAACGAUCCGAUGGAGGGCUGGGUAGACAUGCUGAACGGCCUGACGACCCUGAUUCUCGCUGUCGGGGCUGGAGUUUUGAGGAUAAUCAUUGGCCGGAAGGAUUCCUGUCUUGAUUUUGUCAGUGUUGACCAUUCUAUCAAGUGUUUCAUCAUUGCAACAUACCUAGAAGGAAAAAAAAAUAGGACGAAUGGGAUUGAAGUGGUCAGCUGCAAUUACAGUGAUGAUUUAAAUUUAAAGCUAAGUGAAAUAACUGAAGAAUGCCAUGACUUCGUCUGCCGAUAUCCUCUGGAGGAGUGUUUGUGGGCUCCAUCGUCGUCUUUCGUCACCAACAAAUUCUUAUUCGGUAUCCUAUUCUUUUUAUUUCAAAUAAUCCCCGCAAUCUUGGUCGACACAUUUCUCAUUGUGAAAGGAGAUAAACCAAGGUUGAUGAAGCUGACAAUAAAAAUGGCCCAGGCUUUCAACGGCCCCAUAUCGUUUUUUUCGACGAACGUUUUUUGUUUUCCGAACCACAAAUUUAAAACCAUGUCCACCUACCUCCAUCCAAAAGAUAUGGAGGACUUUUCAUAUGAUUUCGCUAGGACAGAUACGAAGAAAAUAGUGGACAUAAACACUUUAGGUACUUACAAGUACCACUUGAAAUUAAGCACGGAAAAAGAGCAUUUAGAAAAAUUAAGGAAGAGGCAUCAAAGGAUGUUGUAUAUUCACUACGCAGUAUGUGCAUUCCUUUGCUUCCUCUGCGGUUAUUCUUUGCUAACUGUAAUGAAAUAUAUCUACUUUAAACUGGCGGUUUGAAUACUUUUUUUUUUAAAUAAAGGAUGUAAUGUGUAUAAUA
Messenger RNA from Cimex lectularius (bed bug), 1655 nucleotides. RefSeq names its product fatty acyl-CoA reductase 1-like. The transcript has 10 exons. Bases 107 to 1615 code for a protein of 502 amino acids. The record is from RefSeq and is a predicted model, not a curated record. Gene Ontology annotation, cellular component: peroxisome. Gene Ontology annotation, biological process: long-chain fatty-acyl-CoA metabolic process. Lineage: Eukaryota; Metazoa; Arthropoda; Insecta; Hemiptera; Cimicidae. Gene Ontology annotation, molecular function: alcohol-forming very long-chain fatty acyl-CoA reductase (NADP+) activity.